Messenger RNA from Exaiptasia diaphana, 742 nucleotides. RefSeq lists its product as uncharacterized. The record is from RefSeq and is a predicted model, not a curated record. The transcript is spliced from 4 exons. Lineage: Eukaryota; Metazoa; Cnidaria; Anthozoa; Actiniaria; Aiptasiidae. The coding region runs from base 125 to 742 and encodes 205 amino acids.
CACUUUUGAAAGACGGCGAACAGCAAAAUGGCUCCUGGCAUACAAAAGUCGAUCCUUGUCAGACGUUUUGAAGGAAAUUAAAGCUCUCUCUAAGAGAAUCACAGUGAUAAAAUAUCGCUCCAUUAUGAAAUUACUUUAUUCAAAGAGGUAUCGCAAAUUUCUCUUUAUGGUUGGAGUUUUGUUCUUCUACUUCUGCUACCGAUCCCGUCAUCAUUUUAAUCGAAACCAAUCUCAAGGUAUGGCAAACGAUGACGUCAUAAGGAAAUCCCGUGAUGUCAACCAGAAGCUCACCAAGUCACAAUGUACAGCGAUGUUAUCAUGCUUAACAAACGGCACAUGGACUAUGAAAAAGGGUCUUAAAUCUGAAGAAAUCCGAAAGCGAAGCGACAUAGAUGCAUACGUGCUUGAGUAUCAAGGUUGGCCAAGAAAAUUAAGUCGGUCAGACUUGAAAUGCGGAAGGAAAUAUGGUCCCGUUGGACAAGAGAACGGCAUAUCCAUUUGCGACGGACAAAGUGAACAUCCAUGCUGCAACGAGGACAAAGAAGCUUGUGGCAACACCCCAGAAUACUGCAACUGCGAAUCAUGUACAAAUUUCACUAAGUAUCUUCCUGCGGAAUUAGCGGAAUGGAAUGUCUAUGACAAAGAGGURGCUGGAAGCCCUACUGAUAGCCAAUACCAACUCAGUGCUAUCAAACAGAGACACUGGCAGAACAAUACCAGAAACAUACAAACCAUUACUUAA